AUGUCCGACCACGACGGCAUGGUCUCCGACCCCGGCUAUGGCACGCCGGUGCCCGAACUCGAUGAUCACCGCCACCAGUCGUCCUCUUCUCAGCGCGCCGAGCGCCCGCGCAGAGGAACCUUCGACUCCCUCUACGGGACAACUCAGCUGGAACCGAACCCCGGGACCCCGGCCAUUCGUGUUCGUGACUUCGAAGAAGCAAUAAUCGACGAGGAUGGCCUCGAGGUGCCGGCGUUUACUCGCCACGGGCGUCGUCCCACCGUCGACACCUGCGACGCAAGAUCUGUCUCUCCGCCAAACUCGGUAAAGGCCUUUGCCCAGGCUCGCCGCAGGGAGCGGGAGAUGUCCUUCUCGGAGCCCAAGGGUGAGCAAGAAGACGCGCUCGGACGGUCCAUGUCCAUCUCCAGCCGCCGCAGCCAUCGUAGCCGGCCCCGCACCAUUGAUGACUCUGGGAGCAUCCUAACCAACAAAGAAGCCGAGGAAGACGUCUGCUUCCCCCUCCAGCCCGGUCACCGCAAUCAUGAGCUUCGGAUUGAUUUCGACUAUCUCGAAGGAUUCAUCAACACGGAGCGUGCUGCCCGCGUCUGCAGCCACGAGACGGCCCCUCCGUACCCCUUUGAAGACAUGCGAACCCGAUCUGCGGAUAGUCGCCCGACACAAUUGGCCACCAUUGACGGUGACAUUGUCGACAUGCCGUCUGACGAGUCCAUGACAAACGAGAAGGAAACGUCCGAAGCGCACGUCAAGCCCGUACAGCCUAAUCAUUUGGACAAGAACCGUUUCAGCUUCUUCUCGUCUGCCUGGGAGUCGACCAUCCACGCUGCUGAAUUCGGCGACCUGGUGCUGCCAGGCGAGGACAUUCGCGGCCUUUUCGAGCUUCCAAAGGACGAAGAACAUGGCGUCUGGUGGCUCAACGUCAACCGGGCUACCAAGGAAGAAGUCCACGGAAUUUGCAAAGCUUUCGGAGUUCAUCCCUUGACCAUUGAGGAUAUCAUCACGCAAGAGGCUCGAGAGAAGAUUGAGCUGUUUCCCGCUUACUACUUUGCCUGUUUCCGAUCGUUCAAUGUCGUCGAAGAACCGGACGGCAUCGAGUAUGAACCUUUCAACAUCUAUGUGCUCGUGUUCCGGGAGGGGACCUUGAGCUUCAGCUUUGCACCCAACUCGCACGCCUCUCAAGUGCGGAAGAGGAUCACGGCGCUCAAGGAAUACGUGUCUCUCAGCAGCGAUUGGAUUUGCUACGCCCUCAUUGAUAAUAUCGUCGAUUGUUUUGCCCCGGUCAUCAGAACCAUCGAGCUAGAGGCGGAUGCCAUUGAGGACGAGGUGUUCAUCAUGCGACAAGACGACUCCAGCUCCUUCCUCCGCUCGAUUGGUCGAGUGCGCAAGAACUGCAUGGCCUUGCUGCGACUUCUUGGCGGCAAAGCCGACGUCCUCCGUGGGUUCACGAAGCGGUGCAACGAGAACUACCAGGUGACACCUCACAUGGACAUUGGAAUGUACCUUGGCGACAUCCAAGACCACGUCGUGACCAUGGCGACCAACCUGGGGCACUUUGAGAAGAUGCUUUCGCGGGCACACAGCAACUAUCUCGCGACUCUGUCCAUUAACAGCAUUUCCCAAGGCACAGACACGAACCGCGUUCUGAGCAAGAUCACGUUCUUGGCAUCCAUUCUGGUGCCCCUGAACUUGAUCAGCGGUGUGUUUGGAAUGAACGUGUCGGUACCGUGGCAGGAUAGCGGUCGACUUGAGCCAUUCUUCGGCAUCAUUGGAACCAUGGCCUUGGUCUGUUGUCUGUUCUUGGGCUUGGCGCGUUGGAAGCGCUACAUCUGA
Purpureocillium lilacinum is the source of this 1827-nucleotide messenger RNA. The record is from RefSeq and is a predicted model, not a curated record. NCBI's taxonomy places the organism in Eukaryota, Fungi, Ascomycota, Sordariomycetes, Hypocreales, Ophiocordycipitaceae.